AUGCCACUUCCACCACAUAUUCAAGCAAUUCCACCAUUUGGUCAAAGUGCUUCAACGACCAAAAGAAACGAAGAAGCUCUCAAACAAUCCAGAAUUGACAACUACGAACGCAUGACACGGGUCGAACAUCAUCAUCAUCCAAAAUUGAUUCGGCGCGAAACAUUCGAGGAAUUUGAAAAACGUCGAGAGCGAGAAGAAGCUUCCUGCCGCAGAGGUCAAGCAUUAUGGGAUGGUAGAUCUUCCAAAGAAAUUGAGCAUGAGUAUAAAGUUGAGAGAAAUGCGCGGCUUAAGGAGUUUCGCAAGCAUAAAGAGGAAAUUUUGAAAAAUAUGAAAAGUUGCUCUCAAAUUGUUUCAAAAUUGGGAGCCAAAGGGAACUCUCAAGGCCCCUCGGGUGGUUCUUGA
This is a messenger RNA of Glarea lozoyensis ATCC 20868, 402 nucleotides long. RefSeq lists its product as uncharacterized. NCBI's taxonomy places the organism in Eukaryota, Fungi, Ascomycota, Leotiomycetes, Helotiales, Helotiaceae. The transcript has a single exon. The record is from RefSeq and is a predicted model, not a curated record. Bases 1 to 402 code for a protein of 133 amino acids.